CGCAGGUCCCAGGGGGCCGCCAGCGCUGGCGGGAGGCCGGGAGGAGCGGCCGCCGACGCAUCCGCCGCCGCCGCAGGAGGCGGAGCGCUGCACCUGGCGGCGGGUCCUCGACGCUCAGCCCUGAAACGGGUCCAGCCGGUAGCGAGCGGCGGCGGCGCCAGCCGGGGACGGAGGAGAGAAGGUCGCGCCGGCCGGUGCGCUCCGCUCUCCAUUCCCGGUCUCCCUACCAGCUCUGCAUCCCUCCGCGCGCCCCGCCCCGCCCGCCGCAGCCCCCGAGGCGCGAGCCGCCCGCCCGAGAUGGUGCGCGCCGCCCCGACAGCCGCCGCCCCGGCGCCCAGAGCCUCCGCCCCGCUCUCGGGGGAGAUGGCUCCCCGUGCCUCGCUCAGCUGAGCGCCGCCGCCGCCGCCGCCCGCAGCAGAUCAACCACCAACAUUUUGAAGGUCCUAAACUUUCUGAUGGUGGUGGUAAGCCAUGGCGACGGAUGAUAAAGUUGCCAUCUUAACUGACGAUGAAGAGGAACAGAAGAGAAAAUAUGUGCUUGCCGACCCCUUUAAUGGUAUUUCCAGGGAACCAGAAGCACCUUCAAAUGAAACGCCCUCCCCCACUGAAACAGCUGCUCUUCCUGAGGAGGAAAUAGACUGGAUAGAGAAACACUGCGUUAAAAUAAACAAUGAUCUUCUAAUUUCCAAGGUUUUUUAUUUUUUCUUUUACUCUGCAUAUGGCUCUCUUUACCCACUUCUGCCGGUGUAUUAUAAGCAGCUGGGAAUGUCACCAAGCCAGAGCGGGCUGCUCGUGGGUAUUCGGUACUUCAUUGAAUUCUGCAGUGCCCCUUUUUGGGGUGUGGUUGCAGAUCGCUUUAAAAAAGGCAAGAUCGUCCUUCUCUUUUCUCUUUUGUGUUGGGUUUUAUUCAACUUGGGCAUUGGAUUUGUCAAACCCGCUACCUUGCGAUGUGUACCAAAGAUUCCCCCAACAGCUCGCCCCACCAAUUCAAGUCCCCCGUUCACUGUCCUGCCAACAAAUUCUUCCAUUACCACAUCACCUAGAGUUCGUGAGAAAAGGUACCUGCUUCCUUACGAAGGGCCAAUGAUGUUCGAAGCAGGGCCCAAUGUCACGGAAACUGUCAUCUUCUCGACAGCUCUGAACAAGACCAGCAUGCCCACUCUGCAGCCUCAGACAGAUGAAAUUACGGACCAUAGCAUGGACUUGACCUCGAACCCAGGCACUGCAACCUCUGUGCCCCCAGGAAAUGCAACCAGGGAGACAACGACCUCUAUUGUCACUACCGCCAAAUCUUUACUUUCUGACCAAGUCACUCUUAUUUAUGAUCAACAAGAAGUAGAAGCUAUAUUCUUAGUGAUCUUGGUAGUUGUCAUAAUAGGAGAAUUCUUCAGUGCUUCCUCCGUCACGAUUGUGGACACGGUGACCCUCCAGUAUCUGGGAAAGCACAGAGACCGCUAUGGGUUGCAGCGCAUGUGGGGUUCCCUGGGCUGGGGCCUGGCGAUGCUGUCCGUGGGCAUCGGCAUUGACUACACCCACACAGACGUGCUCAUCGAUGGGAAGGGGUGUAAGCCCCCUGAGUACCGGAACUACCAGAUUGUCUUCAUCGUCUUUGGGGUUCUCAUGACCAUGGCCUUGAUCGUCGCUACUCAGUUCCGGUUCCGCUACAACCACUUCAAAAAUGGUGACAGUAAAGGGAAAGAGGUGGAGAUCCCUCAGGUGGAGAGGAACAGCUCCACAGAGUCCUCGGAGGAGACACCAACCACCACCAGCCACUCGCAGGCCUUCAACUUCUGGGACUUAAUCAGGCUGCUUUGCAGCGUGCAGUAUGGCUCCGUGCUGUUUGUGGCUUGGUUUAUGGGUUUUGGAUACGGCUUCGUGUUCACCUUUCUUUACUGGCAUUUGGAGGACCUGAAUGGAACGACAACCCUCUUUGGGGUCUGUUCAGUCCUGAGCCAUGUGUCUGAGCUGACGGCUUAUUUUUUUAGUCACAAGCUUAUUGAAUUGAUCGGCCACAUCAGGGUUCUGUACAUUGGCCUGGCCUGCAAUACGGCUCGCUAUAUUUAUAUUUCCUACCUGGAAAAUGCCUGGACUGUUCUCCCCAUGGAAGUUCUUCAAGGAGUGACGCACGCGGCCAUCUGGGCAGCCUGCAUUUCUUAUCUCAGCGCUGCGGUCCCGCCCGAGCUGAGGACGUCUGCACAGGGCAUCCUGCAGGGCCUUCAUCUGGGCUUGGGGAGAGGUUGUGGUGCCAUGAUCGGAGGCGUGUUGGUCAAUUACUUUGGGGCUGCUGCAACCUUCCGAGGAAUCGGCAUGGCCUGCCUGGUGAUCCUCCUGCUCUUCGCCCUCAUCCAGUGGCUGGCGGUGCCAGACGAGGAAGAAGACAAGACGAUGUUGGCAGAAAGGAUUCCUGUUCCCUCUAGUCCUGUUCCCAUAGCAACCAUUGACUUGGUCCAGCAACAGACGGAAGACGUUAUGCCACGCAGUGAGCCCAGAAUUCCACCCAAGAAAACCAAGCACCAGGAAGAACAGGAGGAUGUGAACAAGCCAGCGUGGGGGGUCAGCUCCUCUCCCUGGGUGACCUUUGUCUAUGCACUCUACCAAAUUAAAGAGAUAAUGCAAUUAACAAGAGACAACCGUGCUUCUGAGAUACAGCCUUUACAGGGGACCAGUGAGAAUCGGGAAGAUUCUCCAGCUGGUAGAGCCCGGCCUGGACCACGUGAGACUCACUCUGACCCAUCUAGAAACCAGCCAUCCCCUCAAGCAGCAGCAUCUCAGACGCAGAGCAGCCCUGCUCACGUGGACGGGCACGUGGAGGAGAGUGAGGACCAGCAGGCUCGGCCUGCUGCUGGGGGACACUGAGGGGUCCCGCUCAUCUCACCCUGCAUGGAACUGGGGUCCUCUGCCAGGACAGAGGGAGAGGUGCCCCGAACCUCGCAUACACCUCACCUUGAGGAGCAUAGCACCACAUACGCUUCUAAAUACCUGAACCCAUCACCAUGGAAACACACACCAUAGGAGCUACAGUACAUAUGGGCGGAAACAGGUCACCUUCCACAGUCCCACUGGAAUCACAGGAGGAAAGUGGAGCUCAGUGAGGACUUCCAGUUCUUCGGUUGGUUAGGCUAAGGACUACAGGACUUCUCUGCCAGGGCAGUAAGAGUUGAAACCAGCAGUUACACUAGAUGAGCAGAGGGAAAGAAAGUGUUUCAAGGUGAAUGCUGAUGUAAUUUCCCUCUUCUGAUUAUUUAUUCUAAUUAUUCGGUUCUUAAUGCAAACUGGGAAGAAACAGAAUACAUCUAUACUUUUGUUUAUCUUAAAACCAUUAAAGAAAUUAUAAGACAUAUUUUAAAAGUAACCAGAUAAAAGUUAGUAGCAUAUAUGCUUUCGUUUAAAAAAAAAGGGAAAAGUUUCAUCAGAAACUUGGCAUAUCUCUAGCAAAUAUAUUUUUAUAUGUGUAUGGUAUAUAAUGAAAAUCGUCAAUUCUUUGAGCAGCAAAAGCUGUUACUGACUACUUGCAAGCUAAGCUGAGCUUUAAAAAUGCCUUUUGUUUUAAAUGGGCUUUAAGACCAGAGAGAAUAUUUCAAAUCAACCAACCAACUCAGUAUCUGGUGGUUUGACAGACAUGGGUUUACUAAAUAUAUCGAUACUGUAAACAGCCUCUAUCACUAUUUACAAUUUUAUAGUGAUUUAGGCUCUAAUUAGCUGAUGGAAUAAAAUAAGCAAACAAUCACUGAAUUCCUAAGGGUUUCUUUAAUUAAACAGUACUACUUGCAGAUAACAGUAUAAGAUUUAAGUGCCUGGGGAAGGGAUACAAUUAUUUUAACUUACAUAAUGGUUUAGUUUUUGUUUCCUUUUUGGUGAGGGGAAAAGGUGGUGAAUAGGAAACUAGGAGUGGAAAGACAGAAAUAAGUAAGCAUACUUUCCAAUGACUACAGAAACAAAUCUCAGUCUAUUCUUCCCCUGAAGACAAACACUGGACAGUUCAGAUAGGGGUGAGCUACUGUUGUAAAUAGUACAACCACAGUCAGAACAAUGGCUGGGAGACUCAUGCAUGAAAGCUUGCUGCUAAAGAUGAAAGCUGGGGGAGGGCCGUGGAAAAGGAAACACUGUUAAGCUGGAGGAAGGUCAAUGAUGUAGUGUGUAUAUGAGCUGGUGGAUAAGCACAGGAGAGAGGUAAUACAAGAGUUAAAAAUGAGCAGCUCACCUUGCUCUCUGACACUGACUAGGCAGGACCAGCUGUAAAGUGAGGGCUUUUCCAUGACACCAUGCUUCUGCCCACAACUGCAUCUGGGAGAAGAAACUCUACACUGGAUAUCUAGCUUCACCACAAAACACAGCUUAAAAAUAAAGUGACAGAAAGAAAUAGUAAGCAAAUAGUUAUUUUUGCACUUGAACUGAAAUGUACUGUACUGUAAAUUAUCAUGACUCAUUUUAAGUGACCUUUAAAGAUCAGAUGUAUUUAUUAUGCUUAUGUAAUUAUAGAAAGAAAUAAAUGGGUGACAGGCCGAACCUCACCUAUGAAUGUACAGUAUGUGGAUUUGUGAAACUGACUGUAGGAAGUCAAAAAACUUAUACUGUAUCUUGUGUUUACAGUUCUGAUUUAUUCUUCCAAAAAGCCUGCUGUUUUGGAAAUGCACAGUUGACAUGUUGAAAUAAAAAAUAAAUACCAUUUUUAAAUGUUUCUUAAAUGAUAAUGAUGUGACCAAACAAAUAAAAGUCCUUCACACUGUAA
Camelus dromedarius (Arabian camel) is the source of this 4729-nucleotide messenger RNA. RefSeq names its product major facilitator superfamily domain containing 6 (gene MFSD6). Gene Ontology annotation, biological process: antigen processing and presentation of exogenous peptide antigen via MHC class I. Lineage: Eukaryota; Metazoa; Chordata; Mammalia; Artiodactyla; Camelidae. Gene Ontology annotation, cellular component: plasma membrane. The record is from RefSeq and is a predicted model, not a curated record. The coding region runs from base 472 to 2856 and encodes 794 amino acids. The transcript has 7 exons.